UUCUGCCUGGAACCGGAGUUCCAGUUCCCCUUGAAGAACCUGUCCGUGCCGCAAGGCCGUGACGCCAUGUUCACCUGCGUCGUCAAUAACUUGGGCGGCCAUCGGAAGUCGCCGUCGUCGGCACAGGUUGCCUGGAUCAAGUCGGACACCAAGGCCAUCCUGGCCAUCCACCAGCACGUCAUCACCAACAACGCGCGGCUCUCGGUCACCCACAACGACGUCAACACCUGGACCCUCAACAUCCGGAACGUGCAGCGCGAGGACCAGGGCACCUACAUGUGCCAGGUCAACACGGACCCCAUGAAGAGCCAGACGGCCUUCCUGGAGGUGGUCAUCCCCCCCGACAUCGUGUACGAGGAGACGUCGGGCGACACGAUGACCCCCGAGGGCGGCAACCUGAAGCUGCGGUGCCGCGCGCGGGGCUACCCGCCGCCCAGGAUCGUCUGGAAGCGGGAGGACGGCGGCGAGAUCGUGGUGCGCAACGACUCGACGGGCAGCAAGACGAGAAAGCACGCCGUGGAGGGCGAGGACCUGGUGCUGCACAAGGUGACCCGCUCCGAGAUGGGCGUCUACGUGUGCAUCGCCUCCAACGGAGUGCCGCCGCCCGUCAGCAAGCGCCUCAUGCUCUUCGUCAACUUUCACCCGCUGAUCCAAGUGCCCAACCAGCUGGUCGGUGCGCCCGUCGCCACCGACGUGACGAUCCAGUGCAUCGUCGAGGCCUGCCCCAAGGCCAUCAACUACUGGACCAGAGAGAAGGGGGAAAUGAUCAUCAACAACGACAAGUACCAGAUGGACGAAAGCCCCCAGUCGGCCUACGGCGUUCUCAUGAAGCUGACGGUGCGAAAGUUCCGGAAAGCGGACAUUGGCGCCUACAAGUGCAUAUCCAAGAACUCGAUCGGCGACGCGGAGGGCAUCGUGCGACUGUACGAGCUGACCCUGCCCAGGCGGAAGUCCCUGGAGCUGGACCCGGAGCAGCAGCUGUCCGACGCGCACCUGCAGGACACGCUGCCCGAGGACGCGGAAGAGGCCCUGGACGAGGAGGACGCCGAGGCUCCCUCGCCGGACGAGGCCUCAGGGACUUCGGCCUCCUCGUCGGCGACCUCGACGGCCACCCCUGUGCGCGGUGGCCUUGCCGCCCUGCUGAUGCUGGUGCUGCUGACACCGCUGAGGCACUUCUAGGUCACCUUCGAGACCGUCCGCGAAGUCGACCUCAAAAUAAACUGAUAAAACCUUGCGGCCGGCCUGCACUAUCUAGGUGCGCUAGUGUGCGGCAGGCGGUGAAGGCCAUGCUCGUGGACCGCGGCCCCGUCUCCAGCAUAGACUGACUGCCGUGUGGCGUUUGGGAGAGGGAGAGAGAGAGAGAAAAAGAGAAGAGAGGGGUAAGAGGCUCGACUGCGCACUACUGUAUCCGAGCGUUGCGUAACACCGUCUCCCUCCCGCUGGCGCCAGCAACCGCCAGCAACCCGGCAACUCUUUCCUUGCGCGCGGCCCGACCCUCGGCAGCGCCCGCCAGCUCGGCGAACUGCGGUGGCCGGCAAGCAAAGUGCAUGAUGUGUCAAGUCCUCGCGAUCGCGACCGGACAGUGAAAUCGACAUUGCAAGGCUCGUCACUGUAAGGUUCUGUGAAAAUGAACGAGUUUCCUCGGCGUGCUGGGCUGGUUCAGUGACGUGUGGCACCGCCGACAGUCGCCGCGUUGUCGUCGGACACGACAGAGUGACGAAACACUUGUUCAGCGGACGGUGACGUCAAUGGCGUCAACGCACCGAUAACUAGUGAUAUCAAGUCAACCGCUGAUAGUUGUGAAGCCACCUGUCUGCCAGAUUCUUCCAAGGUUUGGAGAUCACGUGAAAAUUCGCCUUCUUGACAUAAAACGAGAGAUGGAGACCGUUAGCUUACAUUUUUUGUGAUGUGUAAAGAAUUAUUACACAACUUGGUGCAAUGGCCGGUACUCAUAUGAAGUGCCAGACUGUAUCACAAUAACCCAAUGUACAGCAGAACUAUAGAUAAGACCUGCUUCAAAAUACUGUGCGAUUUGUUACUAAGCAUCAAAGUAGGUUUCUGUCAUUUGUUCAAGCUUUGAUGUAGAGCAAUAACAGAGUGCGUGAACUCGGUGAUUUCUUUUGUUUCUAUCGGAAACAUGUAAACGUAAUUUUACUACUUAUGGCAAACUGUUAUAAACUGCAAACAUGUACAUAAAGCUAGCUGCAAUCGAUUGUUAUAAAACUUAACAUUAUGUUAUAAAGGUGACUCCUCAU
Thrips palmi is the source of this 2255-nucleotide messenger RNA. It is a transcript of the gene DIP-beta, whose product is annotated as lachesin. NCBI's taxonomy places the organism in Eukaryota, Metazoa, Arthropoda, Insecta, Thysanoptera, Thripidae. The record is from RefSeq and is a predicted model, not a curated record. The transcript is spliced from 8 exons. Gene Ontology annotation, cellular component: neuron projection. Bases 67 to 1179 code for a protein of 370 amino acids.